Carassius auratus (goldfish) is the source of this 1095-nucleotide messenger RNA. Its product is annotated as beta-catenin-interacting protein 1-like. The coding region runs from base 161 to 406 and encodes 81 amino acids. Gene Ontology annotation, molecular function: beta-catenin binding. Gene Ontology annotation, cellular component: beta-catenin destruction complex; nucleus; cytosol. The record is from RefSeq and is a predicted model, not a curated record. Gene Ontology annotation, biological process: negative regulation of Wnt signaling pathway. NCBI's taxonomy places the organism in Eukaryota, Metazoa, Chordata, Actinopteri, Cypriniformes, Cyprinidae. The transcript has 4 exons.
CAGCAGCGGCGCGUUCACGCUCUCGAGUCACUCCAGCGCUGCCGACUGUCGGGAUGUGACCCCGGAACAGGACGCCUCCUUAUACACAACACAGCUCACAAAUACAACAAAAAACGACAGAAUCCUGGACCAGGAGAGCAGUGCGUCAGGAGCAGGGGGGAUGAACCGAGAGGAAGCCCCUGGCAAGUCUCCUGAGGAGAUGUACAUCCAGCAGAAGGUGCGGGUGCUGCUCAUGCUCAAGAAAAUGGGAUCAAAUCUGACACCAAAUGAGGAAGCAUUUCUGCGGAAUUAUGCAGGCGUGGUGCACAGCCAGAUGAGUCAGUUACCACAGCACCCGAUUGACCAGGGAGCUGAGGAUGUGGUAAUGGCCUUCUCAAGAUCAGAGGCCGAGGACAGGAGACAGUGACCUCUCGCCAUGCCGAGUCACUACAGCUGAACACUACUCAACACUGUUGACCGAUGGAGAGGGCGGAGCUUGAGAUGAGAGAGGGGCGGGGCUCUGCUGCAUGCCAGUUGCCCCACUUCCCUUCUCUUCCCGGUUCCCCUCUUCUUCCUCACAUUAACUGUUACACUAUCAGGCCCUGCGGCCACACUACCUGAUGACUUACAGCAAACGAGUCAGAAAGAGUUCUGGUGGGUAAAUAUUAGAUUUGGGUAUUAUGUUUAAUUUUGCCAUCAUCCUUUUGUAAAUGGCGUUUUAUAUUUGUUCCCAUGAGAGACUUAAUGGACCAAGAGCUUAAUUUGUCUGGUCAAAAAGUAUAUAAAUCAUCUUAUGGGUUAUUACAGAUGAUUUUAUUUUUCGUUGUAUGUAGUUUCUUUUUAUUGUCCACAGGAUCCUGCAAGUUUAAAAAAAAAAAAGUACUUUAUUUUUUUCCGUUUUUUUAUUUGUUUAGUAAUUGUGCGCAUCCUAAUUUCAUUAAAAAAACAUUAAUGUUAUUGUGGUGGAUACUAAAUUGUCAAAAAGGAUGAGGCCCGUACACACUCACAGAACGAUGUGCACAAAUGACCUGAUGUUUCAUGAUCUCUCUUUUCGAUGUAUGGAUUAAUGUGUAAUUUCAUAGCCUUUUUUGUACACAGCGUGAGGAAAAAAAAAAG